GAAUUCUUAUCUGUACAUACAUUAGGAUCAUGCUCGUAAACAUCUUCCCAGUCCGCCUUGACAAUCAUCCGGAUGGAACGAAUAUUCACUGAUUCUUUUGAAACUCCUCGAGAAACGCAAUUGUAGACACCUUCCUCAUCUUUUGAAACAGCCUUUAAAAAAAUUUAAAAAAAAUGUACAAAUGUUAAUUUCUGACGCGCUCAAGUCAAUGCACCUUGAACUCACCUUCACUGUUAAAUUUCCCGAUAGCACUUCAUAUUUAAAUUUUGCAUUGUCGUACUGAUAAGACGGCCCCACGAAAAUAUUUUUCUCGCCGACGAACCAAAAGAAAAACGUAUGGUCCUCAUCAUUACUGCCACACACCAAAGUAACAGUUUCACCGAAAGGUACUUCAAGUGUCACUUGUUUCGUCGGACUGGCUUUAAUUUUGUGUAACAAAUAUAAGACAAGAGUCAUAAAUAAAACUGUUGUGCUUUGAUUUAUCAUCCACAUGGUUUAAUUACACUCGAGUGAAUCGUGAAGAGGAGGUCAAAUCGAUCCGAUGAAGUCUUACUGAGACUAAUUUAUUUUGAAAAUGUUGCCAUAAUGGCAUCAAGUUCGGCGGCUCCCAAGCAGUCGCAGCCCCCCGCCGGAGUCAAGGAAUACACAAUUAAAGUACCGAAAAACGUCCAGAAACGCUAUCACGUGAUGCGAUUUAAUGGCAAUCUUGAGGUGGAUUUCGCAAAGUGGACGCAGGUCAAGAUGGAAAGAGAGAACAAUUUGAAAGAGUACAAAAGUGUAGAGGAAGAACAACCAAAGUUUGGUGCAGGUUCGGAAUUCGGUCGCGAGGCUAAGGAGGAAGCACGUCGUAAAAAACUGGGAAUAGUUGCUAGAAAAUACCGCCCUGAGGACCAACCCUGGAUUUUGAAGUCUUACGGAAGCACUGUGAAAAAAUUCAAAGGGAUUAGGGAAGGCGGCGUUUCGGAAAAUACAGCCUAUUAUGUGUUUACCCAUGCUGCUGAUGGGGCAAUUGAGGCUUUUCCAUUACACGAAUGGUACAAAUUUCAGCCCAUUCAACGCUACAAAGCUCUAACAGCUGAAGAAGCUGAGCAAGAAUUUAAUAAACGCAAUAAGCAUUUGAACUACUUUUCACUCAUGUUGAGAAAGAGGUUGAAAGGAGAAGAUGAUAAUGAACUCGACGAAGGAGAGGAAAAAGGUAAAAAGAACGCAAAGAAGUCAAAGGAACUGAAAAUAUCUGAUAUGGACGAAUGGAUGGACAGUUCAGAUGAUGAAGGAUCUGAGGAAGAGGAAAAAGAAGAGGAAGAAGAAAAGAAAGAGAAAAAGAAGAAGAAAGGAAAGAAAGUUGAUACCAAAAAGAAGAAGAGAGACACUGAUGUUGAAGCAUUUGAAGAUUCCGAUGAUGGAGACGGCGAGGGACGAGAAUUGGAUUAUAUCAGUGACAGUUCAGAGAGCGAACCUGAAAAUACAAAUCUAGAGAGUGUAGCUGAAGAAAAAGCUUUACGCAAAUUACUAACAUCGGAUGAAGGUUCCGAAAAUGAUUCAGAUAAAUCAGAUAAAGAACAAAGUAAUGAAGACGAAGAAAACAAAGAGAAAGAAAGCGAGAAAACUGAGGAGAGCACUGACAAGGACAAAAAGAAGAAGAAUAAAAAGAAGAACAAAAAAGAGAUUAAAAAGGAAGUAAAGAAAGAGAAAGAGUCAAACAGUGAUUUUAGUUCCGAUAGUAGCACGGAUGAAGAAACGAAAAAGAAGAAAAAUGAAAAGAAAAUGAAAAAAGAAGAGAGGGAAGCAAACAGUGCAAAUAGUUCCAGAUCUGCAACACCAACUGAUAACAAGCGGAAAUUAGUUAAUGAUGUAAUGGCAGGACCGUCUGCAAAAAAACAGAAAUUAGAUUUACCGAAUUACAUUGCUGGCUCGAGUGAGUCUGGAAUCACUGAAGAUGCUGUUAGGAAAUAUUUGAUGAGGAAGCCGAUGACGACAACGGAGCUCUUGCAGAAAUUUAAAUCGAAAAAAACUGGACUUUCUAGUGAACAACUUGUUAAUAUUAUGACACAAAUUUUGAAGAAAAUUAAUCCGGUGAAACAAACACUGAAGGGAAAGAUGUAUCUAUCUAUUAAAUCCUGAUUGAAUGAAAUUGUUGUAAAAAUUUUGUACGUCAAUAAUGCGGAUUUGUAAGAUAAUGGGGAUUGUAAUUAAAUAAUGAUUAAUAAAAAUCUAAAAAAAAAAAAUCU
This is a messenger RNA of Tribolium madens (black flour beetle), 2228 nucleotides long. RefSeq names its product general transcription factor IIF subunit 1 (gene TfIIFalpha). NCBI's taxonomy places the organism in Eukaryota, Metazoa, Arthropoda, Insecta, Coleoptera, Tenebrionidae. The transcript has 6 exons. Gene Ontology annotation, biological process: positive regulation of transcription elongation by RNA polymerase II; transcription initiation at RNA polymerase II promoter. Gene Ontology annotation, molecular function: RNA polymerase II general transcription initiation factor activity; DNA binding; TFIIF-class transcription factor complex binding. The record is from RefSeq and is a predicted model, not a curated record. Gene Ontology annotation, cellular component: transcription factor TFIIF complex; nucleus. The coding region runs from base 586 to 2121 and encodes 511 amino acids.